Messenger RNA from Lodderomyces pseudojiufengensis, 2244 nucleotides. It is a transcript of the gene NOP4, whose product is annotated as mRNA-binding ribosome biosynthesis protein. Lineage: Eukaryota; Fungi; Ascomycota; Pichiomycetes; Serinales; Debaryomycetaceae. The record is from RefSeq and is a predicted model, not a curated record. Gene Ontology annotation, molecular function: RNA binding. The transcript has a single exon. The coding region runs from base 1 to 2244 and encodes 747 amino acids.
AUGGUAGAGAUAGAAGAGAUAACGACUGAAGCAAUUCUUCCGGAAACAGCAGAGAAAUCUGCAAACGUAUCAAAGAAGGAACCAACUCAAUUGAACGAUGAUGGUCUAGACAGAAAGACUUUAUUUGUUAGAUCAAUUCCACAUGAAACAACUUCAGACCAGUUAUCAGAAUUUUUUUCACAAUUUGUCCCAGUCAAACAUGCAGUGGUUGUCAAUGACGAACAAGGUCAAAGCAGAGGGUUCGGUUUUGUUUCAUUCACAAUGGAUGAUGAUACGUUAACAGCAUUGGUUGAAUCAAGGAAGACCAAAUUUAACGAUAGAUUUUUAAGAGUAGAUAUAGCUAAAAGAAGAGAUAGGAAGGAUAGAGACAGUACGACUCAAAAAAAGUCAAUAGAACCAGUUGAGAAACGACGAGCCAGAUUGAUAAUACGAAAUUUACCAUGGAGUUGUAAAAAACCAGAAGAGUUAAAGAAAAUUUUCAAUAAAUUUGGAGCAGUAUUUGAUGCAUAUAUACCGAAGAAAAAAUCAGGACAAAUGACUGGGUUUGGAUUCGUAAUAAUGAAGAAACAAUCUGCAGCUAUAAGAGCUGUAAAAGAGUGUAAAGGAUUAAAGAUUGAUGGAAGAGAAGUUUCAGUUGAUUUUGCUGUUGAAAAGUCUAAGUGGGAGAAAAUAAGGGAAGAACGAAACGAAGAAAAUGAUGAAGAGGAAGAUGAAGUUUCAGAGCAUGAGAAAGAUGAUGACGAGGAAGUAGUGGUAGUAGAUAAUGAUGAGGAUGAAGAUGAAAGUGAUGAUGAGGAUGAUCCAGAAUUUGGGGAAUUAAACGAAAUAAAAUCAGAUGAUGAAGUUGACUCAGAUGAAGAUGUCAAAAUAAAAGCGGAUAGUGAUAUUGAAAUAGAGGAAGAAGAAGAGGAAAAACCUCGAAAGAAAAGUAAUAGACAAGAAGCAUAUGCUGUUUUUGUCCGUAAUAUACCUUACGAUGCUGACGAAGAAACAUUGAAGGAGCAUUUUGAGUCAUUUGGUCCCGUGAAAUAUGCAUUGCCAGUCAUAGAUAAAGAAACUGGAUUAGCUAAAGGCUCUGCAUUUGUUGCCUUCAAGAAUGAAGAAGCUUACUUGGAAUGUCUUGAAAACGCUCCAUCAAACACGGGAUCAUCUUCAAUGUUGAUUGCUGACGAUGUAUCACCACAAUAUGUAUACCAAGGAAGGAUCUUAUCAAUUACGUCAGCUGUUGACAGGGAGUCUGCUAAUAAAUUGGCUGAAAGAAAUUCCAUUAAAAGAAAAGAAUUAUUGGGUAAAGCCCCAGGAGAGAAAGACAAACGUAAUCUAUUUUUAUUGAAUGAAGGUAGAAUCACAGAAAACUCAAAAUUAGCACAAAAGAUAUCAAAAACUGAUUUAGAAUUAAGAGAGAAAUCUUACAAAUUAAGAGUACAGCAAUUGAACAAAAACCCAACAUUGCACUUAUCGUUAACAAGAUUAGCCAUACGAAAUUUACCAAGAGCUAUGAAUUCGAAAGCAUUAAAAGCUUUGGGAAGAAAAGCAGUGGUACAAUUUGCCACUGAGGUGAAAAAUGGUGAUCGUCAACCAUUGUCAAAAGAAGAAGUUUCUAGAUCAACCAAGCUGAAAAAAGAAAUACAGGAAGAGAUUGAAACCAAAUCGAAAAAUUCAAAACAUAAAGGUGUUGUGAAACAAGCAAAAGUUAUUAUGGAAGUUAAAGGAACUGGUGAAGCUGGUAGAAAUAGAGGAUAUGGGUUUAUUGAAUUUAGAGAUCAUAAGGCAGCUUUGCAGGGUUUGAGAUGGUUAAAUGCUCAUGAAGUUACUAAUCAAGAAAUAAUCGAGGGUUUAAGUGAAGAUGAGAUAAAAUUGGCUAAAUUGGAAGGGCUAAGUAAAAGAAGAUUGAUUGUUGAGUUUGCUGUUGAAAAUGCUCAAGUUGUGAAAAGGAGGAGAGAAAAAGAAUUAAUCAGUAGAAAGUACAACGACUCCAACGGUGACGGUAAAAACGAGUCAAGCAGAAAGAGAAAAAGAGAUGAUGACGAUGGAGAGACUACCUCAAAUCGAAAUGAUAAAAAACAAAAGAGAAAAGGGUCACUGAAGAAAGGUAACAUGAACAAAGGAGAAAUAAAAAAUCAAUCCUCAUCACAAGACAAAGGCUCGAAACAGGAGAAAGAACCUAAAAACAAAUCGGGACUUUCAGAUAAUGUCAAAUCAAUCAUUGGACAAAAGAGAAGAAGAAGAAAAGGUAAAAAAUAA